This is a messenger RNA of Malaclemys terrapin pileata, 1829 nucleotides long. RefSeq names its product protein tyrosine phosphatase 4A1 (gene PTP4A1). Gene Ontology annotation, biological process: protein dephosphorylation. Lineage: Eukaryota; Metazoa; Chordata; Testudines; Emydidae. Bases 13 to 663 code for a protein of 216 amino acids. Gene Ontology annotation, cellular component: nucleus. Gene Ontology annotation, molecular function: protein tyrosine phosphatase activity. The record is from RefSeq and is a predicted model, not a curated record. The transcript is spliced from 5 exons.
AACUAAAUUAAUAUGGCACGAAUGAACCGCCCAGCUCCUGUGGAAAUCACCUACAAGAACAUGAGAUUUCUUAUCACACACAAUCCAACCAAUGCAACCUUAAACAAAUUUAUAGAGGAACUUAAGAAGUAUGGCGUUACCACAGUAGUAAGAGUAUGUGAAGCCACGUAUGACACCGCACCAGUGGAAAAAGAAGGCAUUCAGGUUUUGGAUUGGCCCUUUGAUGAUGGUGCUCCACCAUCCAACCAGAUUGUUGAUGAUUGGCUAAACCUCCUGAAAGUUAAAUUCCGUGAAGAACCUGGUUGUUGUAUUGCUGUACACUGUGUUGCUGGUCUUGGGAGAGCUCCAGUGUUAGUUGCCCUUGCACUGAUUGAAUGUGGAAUGAAGUAUGAAGAUGCAGUGCAGUUUAUAAGGCACGACGUGGAGCCUUUAAUAGCAAGCAACUUCUGUAUUUGGAGAAAUAUCGUCCUAAAAUGCGCCUGCGUUUUAAAGACUCCAAUGGUCACCGAAACAACUGUUGUAUCCAGUAAAGCCAGGCUGCCUUGGAGCUGCUGCUUUGGAGCUAGAGGAUGGAAACUAGAAUUAGGCAAACUACAUGCAGAAAGACAUGUAGGGCUGAUAAAUAGUCUAAAUGAAGCUUCUUUAGGAGUCUUUAUAGGUUAAAAAUAUGGCAGAAAUGCAACUUGUCUGUGUAGGUUAAUAUCCACCUGUUUGGAGAACUAGUAAAUGUUUUGCUGUAUGCUGUCUUUGAAAUGUCUCCUUGGUCAUAAUUUGUAUCAACUGAAUUGUCUUUGAAUCAUGUAGUUGAGUCUUAUUAAUCUAUUUCCCAAUAAUAAAAUCUGUAUUGGUGUGAAGUGUAGAGAGUUUAGGUGCCAAAAAACCCAGCACAAUAGCUAUAUUUUUUUCUCUACAUUACAGUGUGGUUCUUGUGAUGCAUGAACUACAACUAUCUGGACCUUACAUUGUCCUUUUUCCUACAAUCAUUUCAAUAUUGAGGAUAGGGCCUAUAUGGUAAUCUGCUUGCUCUCACUAUAUGUUUGUCUCCCACAAUCACACUAGAAUAUCAGGAUUUGCACAAUCUUUGAUUUUUACUAAGACUUACAAUGACUUUUUUGGUGUCUUUCAGUAACCCUUUCCUUCCAUUAUCUAAACCUCUGCAUUUUACAAAUAAAUCAAUUCUCUGGUUACUCGUGUAGAAAAUAAUUCUUUACAUUGUACAGAAGCACACAGUCUUUAAUGUCUCCUGACAAAAAGCCUUACAUUUUAAAUCGAUCUUGGCACUUCAUGUGCAACUUAACAGAGGGCCUGAAAAGGAUGGGAGGGGCUAUUUAAUAUUUCUAGUAAAAUGUUGCCUUUGUCUUGUGCAGGAAGUAUAGAAUAUGCCCUUUACUUUAGUAAAUAUUUUUUUAAAAUGUAGAAAUGCUUAGUUAUUGUAGCUAAAACAAUUCUUAAUCAUAAAAUUUCUGAAGAUCUUGUAAUUUCUUUUACUGUACCUCUUGAAAGUUGUUUACCAACUAUUGCUUUGUUGAAAGUGUGAUUAUUUUUGUUUUGUUUUUGUUUUUCCCUUGAGUUUCUGCUAUCAACUGGGCAGACCUGUAAUAUUUUGUAUGCCUUUUGAGCUGCGUAACUUAAUAUUUGGAUACUUGAUAAUUUGUUUUAUUAUGUAAUUGAUAAAAUGGUGGUGUGUACUAAUGUUAGUUCAACCAUAUAUUUAUACUGUCUUGGGAAUGUGUGGUUAUAGUUCUGUGGGAGAAAUAAUUUUGCCAGUGUUCACCAGCUUGUAAAAUCUAGUGCGAGAGCUUAAACAUCUAAAUAAAUACUGAAAUGCA